Messenger RNA from Cyprinus carpio (common carp), 3242 nucleotides. Its product is annotated as pleckstrin homology domain-containing family F member 2-like. Gene Ontology annotation, molecular function: phosphatidylinositol binding; metal ion binding. The record is from RefSeq and is a predicted model, not a curated record. NCBI's taxonomy places the organism in Eukaryota, Metazoa, Chordata, Actinopteri, Cypriniformes, Cyprinidae.
UCUAAACUUACCGAGCGCUCGCGAACGGUCUGGUUUCCAUUCGAGCGUGUCAGAGCAAGUUUGCAUUGUAAUUGUUGAACAACUACUUGUUUAUCGUGGUUCAUUUUAGUAUUUUUCUACAUUAGCGUUAGUGGAAUGUGUUUCAGUCAGGUACGUUUGAAAACUGUAGGAAGAAGUCAAGAAACUAUUCGUGCGCUAUGGGACAAUCCAAGCGCCUCGUUAGCUUGUAGCAUGCUAACAUGAGGAAAAACUUUGACAACGACGAAAUGUAAAACCAGCUUGACCACAGCAACUGUUUAGGCAUCUGAAAGAUGGUGGACCGCUUGGCCAAUAGUGAGGCCAACUCUAAGCGCAUCGGGGUGGUGGAAGCAUGCUUUGGCACAGCAGGUCAACCUCUGGCCAUCCCAGGUCGAGUGCUCAUAGGAGAGGGUGUUCUCACAAAGCUGUGCCGCAAAAGGCCCAAAGCCCGACAGUUCUUCCUCUUUAACGACAUCCUGGUGUACGGCAACAUCGUCAUCCAGAAGAAGAAGUACAAUAAGCAGCACAUCAUCCCUCUGGAGAGCGUCACCAUAGACACGGUAGAGGACGAGGGCGACCUGCGCAAUGGCUGGCUCAUUAAAACGCCCACCAAAUCCUUCGCCGUUUAUGCCGCCACAGCAACGGAGAAGUCUGAGUGGAUGAGCCACAUCAGCAAGUGCGUCUCGGACCUACUAGAAAAAAGCGGGAAAUCUCCCACCGGUGAGCACGCGGCUGUCUGGGUGCCUGACUCUGAGGCGACCGUGUGCAUGCGCUGCCAAAAGGUGAAAUUCACCCCCGUCAACCGGCGCCACCAUUGCCGGAAAUGCGGCUUUGUUGUGUGUGGCCCCUGUUCGGAGAAGAAGUUCCUGCUUCCCAGUCAGUCGUCCAAACCUGUGCGCGUGUGCGAGUUCUGUUACAAGCAGCUCUCCUCGGACUCCUACAGCCAUUCGGAGAUUUCCGGCAACAACAUCUCGGACGACGACGAUGAUGAUGACAGCAGUGACUGAGGGUCACUUUCAGGAAUAUUGACAAUCUUCAGAUCAUAUCCCAUUAUUUUAGUCUAAUAUUCAUUCAGGGUUUGCAAAGGUUCCUGUGGCAAUAACACUUUCCAAGAACAAUUAGAUGCCCCUGUGCAUAUGAACAAAAGGUUUGAUGGGAAUUGUUCCUGCGUAUUAAUGAACACUACUUUCACAUUAAAGUCACUCUCAUAGUCCACUUUAACCGCUUUCAUGUAGAUGUUUUUCUUGGCAAUGGUGCUCCUUCAUCUUCUUUUUAACUUUUUUUCCCCUUUCUUCUUUGCUACUGUAUUUUUACUGAGUGAUGCUGCUAUCCGCAGGAGGAAGAGAAUGUUGGGUAUAAUGUGAUUGCAGGAUGUUCCUAGGCAUACACUCCCUCAGGUGAAACCGUGUAGUUUUAAACGAGUAGCUGCAUUUAAUGCUUUGAACAACUAACUAGUAACAAACCCUGAAACCUUGCAUUCCGGAUGAAGAUCUUCUGUAUCUCGCUUUGCUCAGUGCUAGUAAUUGCAUACGACAAAUCAAAUAGAUGCUACUAAGCUUGUAAAUGCAUGUAAGUAAUGCUGUGGUGCAGGAAGUCUGUUGCAAAGUUCAUCUGACUAGGUCAUCACUGCCUUAGUGCCUUCUUGUUUAUCCUCAGGAUCGAGAAAUGAGAAACUAUUUAUGACUUUCUUUGCUUUGAGACACCGGCCUUUAUCUGAUGGCACAUCGCAUGAUUUAUUCUGUUUUUUUUUUUUUUUUUUUUUUUUUUGAGGUUAUGGUCAAAAUUAGUUCAUUUGAGUACAGUUCAAAUCAUUAUAAUAUCUCUGUCCAAAUAGCUUUUGGAAACUCCCAUGAUUCCAGCUGAAGUAUUUUGUCACAUCCUGCAUCUGUAGUCCACAUGCCCUAAACUAUGAUGGUAUCUCUCCACCCCUGAUUGCAACUCUAUACAAAUUAGCAUGCGGCCCAAAGGAAUCACUAAGGCUACAUGUCACUAAGGCGAAGGAUGCGCUAUCCAUUUCGCCCGCCCUCUCUCAUUGGGUUUUUUGUGUUAGAGAAGUCACAUGUUGGGUCUGGACAGUCAAUUCUACAUGUUUUGAACGGGAAUCGAAAGCAUUAUGAGGAAGUGACAGUCAAACGGCCGCUUUUUGUUUGGUUUUUUUUAUGGCUGUUCAACACAAGAAAAACUGCACUAACAACUUUCCAAAGUGGUGUGUUGUUUUAAUAAAUGACACUGUUGGACACUUUAGAGAGAUACUGUAGUAUAUUUCAUCAACGAUCUGCCAAUUUUACAGUGGUUUUUACUUCUACACAAGUCAAGCUGGUGGGAGAAUCAGCUAUACUGCUUGAGAACUCAUCUCAGUACUGAAUACUUGAUCACCUGUUAAGAUGGCAUAUUUUGUUUGUGUCAGAAUAAUAAAACUGACAUUAAAAAGGGAUAUUUAAUUAACCUAACUCCGCUCAGACCGUCUAGUUCAUAUGCAGUUACAGAUACACUGAAGUAAAAAGUAUAUGUAUAUAUUUUUUUGCUUUUACACUUAUGUGAGAUUUAGAAAUAGGUUUACAGUGAUUGACUCAAGGUAAUUAUCUAAUCUUGCUUUCGGAAUGUAACUAAUUAAUUGUAUAUGGCAUCAUGUUUGAGUUAAUUAAUUAAUCAUUCCAAAUUUAACCUGAGAUGAUUUGUUGUAAUUUUACUUACAAAUUAUAUUGUAAGUUGUAAUAUUCUGAGAUGAUUUUGAUUUUGCAUGUUGUAAACUUUUGUAUAUAUAUUUUACUCUUACUUGGGCUUGCUGCUUUUAGUUUUUUUUCAUAGCGUUUCCGUGUGGUUAAUGUGUGCAUUUCCUGAACACCUCUGGAUCAGCUACCAGCACUUUACUGUCUCUGCAAACCACAAGAGAGGGGUGGGGCCUGAUUGGGCAGAGGCUUGGGUAGUAUGUGGGCGGGGACUACAUGUCUUUACAAAUCUGGCUUUCAAAUGCAAGAGAAUAGAUCUGAGUAGAGGAUGAUCAGGAUUGACAUUUACAUUCCAUUUGUUUCCUUUUGUGAUUUCUUGAACAUGUAAUUUAUGAUUCCCUUGUUCUCGGAUGGAUUUUGGGGAUUUUCUGUUUCUUGUACAUUUUUGCCAUUUUUACGUCUCAUUUAAAACUCUGAAAGGGCUGAAAACUGAAUGUAAUCCAUCAUGUUAUCUUUGUUAGAUACUAAUUUUGAGAAAUAUAUGCAUUGCUUAAA